UGAAAAGGACUCCAAACAGGGAGUACCAUGGAAUUUGGCAGUUGGGUCAGAAACUGCCAGUGGUCAAAGAAUAACAUGCUCGUAGUGCCACCGACUUUCUCUGACAACCAUCCUCACUAAGCAAAUUUCCUCCACCUUUUAUGUCUUUACACCAAAUUUGCAUCCUGAUCUAUUUCUGUAUCAGGGGUUGGAGUGCACCCUGGGACAAAAAAGUAAAGAUGGGCCCCUGCUCCCCGCUUCUUCAGAAAGGCACAAUGGGGGAGAGCAACCCAGUCAACAGGCCCCCCCCCACACGCAAGGGCCCAGGGACAUUUGUCUCCCCUCCCCCACUUGGUCAGUUGUAGCUGUGCCCCUGUUCCAUAGGAAAGGCCAACCGGAAAAACCACCUUGAAAUUAAGGACCAGAAUGAUUGGCAUGGGCCUCAGUCUGAAGAACCGUCAGUAACGUCCCUGGAAACCAGUCAGGCUUAAUUCUUAGUAAAUGUAUUUAGGCGCAUGGUGGAAGUGAUGCUGUGCAGAGAGCCUGUGGGCCUUUGAUGCUGGGGGAAAUGCAGCACUGCAUGGAGGUCAGUGCAGAAGGAAAUGGCUUGAAGGCAAACAAUGGUCGAUCAACUUGAUAUCCCUCGGAGGUCUCAUGCCAGCAAAACAAAUGUCUACUGCUCUGAAGCAGAGGCCACCCCUCUUGGAAAUGGCAAUGGGCCGCUGUCACAGGAAGAGCUAGUAGCCGAAGUUGAAAAGGUAAUAGAUGAAAGUGAGGAGGUAGCUGAGAAAGAAAAAACAGAGGAAGUUCUUGUGCCAGUGCAGAUCACAGACCGAAUAUUUUUUCUUGAUUUAGCCAACAAGAAACAAGCUACUAUUCCAUGGCAAGUUUUUGAAUUGGAAGACCUGGAGGAAUUGCAUCUGGAGAGAAAUAUGAUUGAGAGCAUCCCAGGAAGUAUCUAUCGACUUAAACGUGUGAAAGUUCUUUAUCUAAAUAAGAACAAUAUUCAAGACAUCUGUGAUGAAUUUGGAGAACUGAAGUCCCUCGAGAGCUUGGAUUUAAGCAGUAAUCCACUCUUACCCAGUUCACUGGAUAUCAUCAGUAAAUUGAGGGCGCUUCAUCGGCUCAGGUUAUAUGAUGUAAACCUAGAUGAAUUUCCAGUGGAAAUCUGCAAACAUCUUCAUCAUUUGGAGCUACUUGGACUCUCUACAAACAAUCUAAGUUGCCUUCCCAAAGAAAUAGUCAAUUUGACCAAACUUAAAGAGAUUUAUUUACAGAAGAACAAGUUUGAAAACUUUCCCCCAGAACUUUGCCAACUUAGUAAUCUGGAGAUAAUAGACCUGGAGAAAAAUAGUCUGAGUCUCAUACCUGAUGAGAUUUGCUCCCUGGCAAAUCUAACCCAGUUCUUUGUUGGCUUUAACAAGCUGACGUCAGUGCCUGAUACACUGAGUAUGUGUGUAAAACUAACUAUACUUGAUUUGUCCAGCAAUCUUCUAUAUAAACUCCCUCGAAGUUUAAAGGAACUGAUAGAAAUGAAGGAAUUUGCAUUGUCUGGGAAUGCCCUGGCAAAAUUUCCACGCCAGAUUCGUCGCUGGAAGUCGCUUAUUGUGGUUUACAUGAAAAACUGUACACUGCAGUUGGUACAUCCUUCUUUUGCCAAGCUGACCAAUAUAAAGAUAUUAGACCUAAGUGAAAAUCUCCUGGAGGAGUUGCCAAGAGAGAUUUGUGCGAUGGAAAAUCUGGAGAUAUUGUCAAUGGAUGACAAUCAGAUAUUUGAGAUACCCCCAGAAGUGUCCAGACUUUCUCAGCUAAAAUGCCUCAGUCUGACUGGCAACAAGUUCUUUAAUUUUCCUGAGGAAAUAUUUCUUAUUACAUCACUAGAGAAAUUGUACUUGGGGCAAGAUAAAGGGUACCAACUUGCAAAUGUACCAGAAGACAUCAGUAAGUUACAGAACUUGAAAGAGCUGUACCUCGAGAACAACUAUUUGGAGUCUCUUCCAGCAACCAUAGGCCUUCUGAAUAACCUGGAAAUACUUGACUGUCACAACAAUUUUCUUAUCGAGCUGCCUGACUCCAUAUGCCAAAUACAAGGUCUGCAAAAACUACUACUUCAUAACAAUCAGCUAUUUCAAGUCCCAGAGCACUUGGACAGUCUAGAGAAACUGCAGCUUCUUUCGCUGGAUGGAAACCCUUUGAUGUCCCCUCCAGUGGAAGUGUUCCGUCAAGGGCUACCGGCCAUAUGGGAUUACUUACAGUAUCAAAGGCAACGGAAGGCCUGGACCAUAAAGGUCCAGGCUUGGUGGCGUGGCAUAAUGGUGCGGAAGGGGAUCGGAGCCUAUGCUGAAAUCUUAAAAAUGCUAAGGAAAGUCAAGAAAGAGAAGAAAGAGAAGAAGGGCAAGGAAAAAGACAAAGGGAAAGGGAAAAAAGACAAAGGGAAGGGCAAAGACAAAGGGAAGGGCAAAAAGAAAUAACUAUGUUAUUGGUUUAUAGUAUGAAGGAGCAUUUUAAGAAAGGAUGUGAAGAAAAAGCCAGGAGAAUAAAGACACACACAAAACGUGGGGAGAAAGAAUGUGCAAAAAUGUUCACAAAUCAAGAAAUACUUUUCUGAUGUUUAGAAUUAGUUGACGGAGUAGUGGUCCAGCCAGGCAAUUCUUACAUUCUUGCAAUGAAAUCCCAGGAGCCAGAGAGAAGAGCUUCAGUGUCCCCUAUCUGUGAACAUAUGGAGCUAUUUCAUGAGUCCAACCACUGGUCCAUUUAGCUCAGUAUUGUCUGCACUGACUGGCAGCAGCUCUUCAGGAUUUCAGACAGGGGUCUCACCCGGCCUUUCUGGUAGAAGCCAGCCAGGGGCGGAACUACUAGUGUUCCAAGAUGUCCUUGGAACACGGACUGCCUCACUCAUCUGCCCCCUCCCCUCUCUUCUGGUUGGCCGGCUGGCCACUCUUGCUACCCUACAGGUCAGAUGAUUCUGCUGCUGCUGCCAUGCCAGUUUGCUGCCACUGCUUGCCAGCUUGGCUGGGCAUGGGGGAGCGCAUGCGCAACGGGCUUGUCUGGGAAUGGAGAGCACAGAGUGAGUGGCAGGAGCAGCAGCAGCAGCGAUGGUGAACACAGAAGGCAUGCACCAAAGUGACAGACUGAUGGGGACACACACACACACACGAGCUCUUGAGCCACCAGCUGGUGACCAUUGUGCUAGUCCAGAAAUUCAGGCCCCAUGCCCAAAGUCAACAUGAAUAUUUAGUACAUUGUUUUGGCAGAUACUUUCCAGUUUUUUCUGUUGGUCUUUGGAGAGAACCCAGCCUUGCAGGCCCAGCUCUGUGAGCAUGAGUAGCUUUGGCAAGAGAGCCAACAGUUGGCUAAACCAUUCCCCACAAUCGCAGCACAAUGAUGGCCGAAGACUGACAUCCAGUUCGGAAAGCUGCUCGAGGGCCACGAGGCCUUGGUAGAACGUUGCCCAUCCGUGGUCCGAGAUGUGGUGGUUAUAGCUAAGGUCCAGCUUCUGUAGUUUAGUCAGAUGCCCAGCUUGGAUAACCAGGGCUGAAAGAAACAACCAUCAACUCGAUUGGUAAUGUUGGGUUUUAAAGUGUGCGAGUUUCAAAGCAUGUGCAUUUAAGCUGCAAAUGAGUUUUGUAUGAAGUUAAAAAAAAAAAAAGGUUGUACUUUGUGAGGAGACAAAUCACAAAGAUAAA
Molecule: messenger RNA, 3665 nt
Organism: Hemicordylus capensis (graceful crag lizard)
Lineage: Eukaryota; Metazoa; Chordata; Lepidosauria; Squamata; Cordylidae
Gene: LRRIQ4
Product: leucine rich repeats and IQ motif containing 4
Exons: 7
Coding region: 600-2450 (616 amino acids)
Molecular function (GO): protein binding
Source: RefSeq, a predicted model, not a curated record